This is a messenger RNA of Medicago truncatula (barrel medic), 1255 nucleotides long. RefSeq names its product increased DNA methylation 3. Gene Ontology annotation, cellular component: nucleus. The transcript has 3 exons. The coding region runs from base 1 to 1185 and encodes 394 amino acids. NCBI's taxonomy places the organism in Eukaryota, Viridiplantae, Streptophyta, Magnoliopsida, Fabales, Fabaceae. The record is from RefSeq and is a predicted model, not a curated record.
AUGGAUUUGAAAGGAAAAAAUCUAUGUUACAAGAGAAAAUCUGUCACAAUGAAACCAUUAAACAAUGUUGUUAGUGACAGAAAAUUCAUCAUUGAUUUCAUAAUCACAACAUACCUAGGACCUGAUGUUAAGUAUGAUAAUCCAAGAUGUUCAUCACUUCAAAGACUAAUCUCAGGAUUACCAUCAUAUAAUUUGAACGAUUUAGGAUCUUCAUAUGUUUCAAUUUCUUUCUUAGAGAAAUUAUAUUACUAUCUCCUUAAAAAUGCACUUCCUGAACUUAUAUUAGAUCUUAAUAUGUUUCAUAUGUAUUUAAAGGGAAAUUUGGACCUACCCAACUCUGAAUUUUCAGAGGGUUGUCAACAAUUCACAAGUUUUUUCCCUUUGAAUCUUCAUCAACAGAUUUGGUAUCCUGAUAGCUUUAGAAUUGUUAAAGGGGUUGUUUUGAUCGAUGAUCUGAUUGUAUCGUCGUGUGUUAAAGAGGAGGAUUUGAAUAGGUUUAGGUUGUUAAGUGGCGUUGAUAGUUUCAAGUUGGAUUUAAGUGAAUGUUUGCAUGUUCGGAUUCAACCUCGUUUGAGCAAAGAAAGUGAUGGUGUUUGUGUUAACAAAUUGAGCAAAGAAAAUUGUGUUAACAAUGGGGGGUCGCAGUCAGGGAAUAUUCGACAAGAGUGUAAGAGAAAGUAUGUUGAUGAUGAUACUCCUUCGAUGCCGGAACUUCCUCAUGUUGCUAAUGAAAAUCCUUCUUCCAGCAGGAUGUGUAAAUCGGACGAGCCUUCGUUGAUGCCGCUUAUAUCUUUACCUGACAUUGACAGUUGUGUUCAAGAUCAUUCUAUUGUUUUGACGGGAACAGCCAAUAGAGGGCUGCUCGGUCCUUCUGUAGGUGUUGUGGAUAUUGGUAUUAGUAAAGUGGCAUAUCUAUUUCGAGUUUCCUUACCAGGUGUCAAGAGAGAGUACAAUCAGUUCAGUUGUGAUAUUGAAUCUGAUGGGAAGGUUGAGAUCAGAGGGUUGUUAUCUGGUAUAAGAACUAUAGCAACACAGUCGCGUGUUUUCCAGAUGAAAACCCAGCAGUUGUGCUCUCCUGGACCAUUCACAAUUUCAUUCAGUCUUCCAGGACCUGUUGAUCCAAGACUCUUUGCACCUAACUUUAGGGAUGAUGGCAUUUUUGAAGGAGUUGUUAUCAAGCUCUAGUUUUGGGCAUCUAGCUUUUGUACGUAAAUCUAAAUGUUCCGAAAGUGUGACGCACAAAUUUUGGUUUCUA